AUGGAAGAAAACUCAUCAUAUCAUCGACAAACCGGUCUUCGACCGAACGUCGGAAACAAUGUUCAAAUAGAAGGAAUUCCAGAGGAUGCAUCGGAUGACAACGAAGUUCAGUCCAACCGGGCAAACGAUCCUCCAGAAAUGUUACCAGUAAACCCUGCUCAAUCAAUUUUGCCACUAGGAGAAACUCCAAUAUCCUGGUACGUCAGGUCUCAAGGGGCAUUAAACGCAGUAUACACACAACCGUGUGCUCAGACUGCUCCCUUAACUCAGUCACGAAGACCAGGAUCUCGGGCAAAUGCUUCCCAACGAGAAAAUUCAACUUACGAGGUACAGAAGUUUACGCCAGAUCCACAUCACAACAUGAAUACACUCAGACAGGAAGCCAUCAGAGAGAAAGUCAUGCCAAACUAUAAUAAAAGCAGGCCUCGAGCGGUUUAUAACCCCGAGGCAGAACACAACUAUGAUCUGAUUUACCGCCCUGCGGAAGCAGCGGAAAAUUCAAAGUUCAUCAUGGAAAUAGCUUUGGCUCCACUUGAGAAAGCCAAAUUACCAUCCAAUGUGGGAAAAUUUAAUGGGCUGGCAGACCCCGAUGAUCACCUAAGAGUAUUUACCAGCGCAUGUCUGGUUGGGGGUUGGACCCUCCCACUAUGGUGUCAUCUGUUCGUUCAGACCCUGACCGGACCAGCACGAAUUUGGUUUGAUAACCUACCAAUCGGACAGAUUGAAUCCUGGAAGGAUCUACGUGAAAAGUUUUUGACACACUUCAGGCAGCAACGACGUUCCAUUCGCGAUACAUCUGACGUCAUGAACAUUUGGCGUCGCGAUGACGAGAGUCUGGAGGAUUUCAUCACCAGAUACAAUAAAGAAGUAUUGGAGAUUGGCGGAGUUCAUGAGCAAAUAAUCCGCGCACAAUUCAAAUAUGCGGUUAGAUGUGACGACAUGAUUAAGGUCUUAUCUGGAACAGAAGGCCUUCCAAAAAGCUGGGAGAAGAUAAUGGCGGCAGCCAAGGUUUACGCGCAAACGGAGAAGAACCUUACUACAAAUAGGCCACCGCCACCACAUAACAGGCCUACGGACUUAAGCUCAACCGGCGAAAGAAGGUCAAAGAAAUCAUGGCGUGAAUCCGGAACAGGAAGUCGUUCGUCUGAAGAUGCCCGUACAACAAUCAACAAACUCACCGAGCAGAGGGAAAACAAACAUGAAAAUAGGGAGAGGCAAUGGACUCCCCUAACAAAAACCCCGGCGGAGGUCUUAAGUACUGAAGACUAUCAAUUCAAACCUCCGAUCCCAAUGAAAAGCAAGCGUGGACAAGACCCGGCACAAUACUGCGAAUAUCACAAAGAUAACGGGCAUGCCACUAACAACUGCAUCUCUCUACGCACAGAAAUAGAGAAAGCCCUCAAGAGCGGCGAACUCACGCAUUUACUCCAGAAUGUGCGCAAAGAGAUUAAGCAGAUAACCCGGGGUGAAGAAGGCCCAAGCAAACGGGCGAAAACAUAA
Helianthus annuus (common sunflower) is the source of this 1500-nucleotide messenger RNA. RefSeq lists its product as uncharacterized. The record is from RefSeq and is a predicted model, not a curated record. Bases 1 to 1500 code for a protein of 499 amino acids. The transcript is spliced from 2 exons. Lineage: Eukaryota; Viridiplantae; Streptophyta; Magnoliopsida; Asterales; Asteraceae.